This is a messenger RNA of Gossypium raimondii (Peruvian cotton), 1536 nucleotides long. RefSeq names its product triacylglycerol lipase OBL1. Gene Ontology annotation, molecular function: triacylglycerol lipase activity. The transcript is spliced from 5 exons. The coding region runs from base 1 to 1434 and encodes 477 amino acids. The record is from RefSeq and is a predicted model, not a curated record. Gene Ontology annotation, biological process: lipid metabolic process. NCBI's taxonomy places the organism in Eukaryota, Viridiplantae, Streptophyta, Magnoliopsida, Malvales, Malvaceae.
AUGGCUUCUCAGUCUCAUAAUUUUUCCGGAAAUUAUUUAGUGUUGAGGCCAAACGAAGUGAGUGUUCUCGAUCUUUUCCGCCUCCUAUGGGACCAUGAACUUGAAAAGAAAGCCUUUGUGGAGUGCCCACCGGAGAAAUUCCAGGAAAAUAUCCGCCGGAAAUGGCUUAUUUUCAUGUCUCUAUCGUCCCAAAAGAUGCUUCUCCAUGCAGCGAAGCCCCUGAGAUGGAUCGGCGAAAAGCUGGAAAUGUGGGUGAACUUGGUCUCAUUGAACGACAACAUUUUCGUGCUUUUCUUCAAUCUUUUGCGAGGUAAGGUGAAAAUGGUGGAUCGAGAAUCGGAAGCUUUCGUGUCCUUCAUUGGAAGCCUAGAUAGGCGAGUUGAAUUAGAUCAGAAUAUCAAACCUGGAGAUUGCAGAUACUUUGGAGCAUUGGCGGCUAUGGCGGCUAAAAUUUCUUACGAGAAUCAAGCUUUUGUUGAAAGAGUUGUUAGGGAUUACUGGAAGAUGGAAUUUAUUGGGUACUACUGCUUCUGGAAUGAUUAUCAAAAGAAGAGCAACACGCAAGCCUUUAUGGUCCACGAUAAAACAACAGACAUGAUAAUCGUAGCCUUCAGAGGAACCGAACCCUUCAAUGCAGAUGAUUGGAGCACCGAUUUAGACCUCUCCUGGUACGAACUCGACGAGAUGGGAAAGAUCCAUGGCGGAUUCAUGAAAGCUUUGGGGUUAGUCAUGGAAAAAGGUUGGCCACCUCACAUCGACGACCACCGCCGCUCACUGGCUUACUACACCAUACGGGAGAAGCUGAAACAAAAACUGAAUCCGAACAACGAAACCAGAUUCAUGGUGGCUGGUCACAGUCUGGGAGGGGCUUUAUCGAUAUUGUUCGCGGCUGUUUUGGCGUUGCAUAAAGAAACGUGGCUGUUGAAUAGAAUGGAAGGGGUGUAUACGUUUGGGCAGCCGAGGGUCGGUGACAAGAAGUUCAAAGAGUUCAUGGAAUUACAGUUGAGGAAGCAUGGGAUUAGGUAUCUGAGAUAUGUUUACUGCAAUGAUAUGGUCCCUAGAACACCUACCGAUGAUUUGACCUUUCUGUAUAAGCACUUUGGGGCAUGCCUUUACUUCAAUAGCUGCUACAAAGGGAAGGUACUUGAGGAACAACCCCACAAGAAUUACAUCUCACUGUUUGUAUGGAUACCCAGAUUCUUGAAUUCGGGAUGGGAACUUGUAAGGGGGUUCAUUCUGCCAUUGAUAAAGGGUCCAGAAUAUAAAGAAACUUGGUCGCUUAUUGUGCUUAGAUUAUGGGGACUUGGUUUCCCAGGCCUAUCUGCUCAUAAUCCCCAUGAAUAUGUUAAUGCAACUCGAUUGAUUUCUCGUCGGAUAUAUCACCAACUUCAACAUCAUCGCCAUCCAUGGAAAACUAUCAAUGGAUAUGCCUAAAAUAAGAGACCUUUUUAACACCCAUUUUAGCUAAUGAAUUAGAGAUGCUGUACUUCAUUUUUAUUCUUCAGAACAAAUGGAAAUGAUCACUUUAAUUAGGGA